AUCUAUAGCUAGCUCAGCUCACGGUCACCCACACAGCCAUAUGCGAAUACGACACACAACCAGCAGCACCAGCGAGCCCAAUGGAGCACGCGCAGGACGAGCUGAGCCUCGAACUCACCCUGGCCGCCGCGGUCAUGGCGCCGGUGCCCGGCUUCUUCCUAUGCGUCUACUGCCACCGCAAGUUCCGCACCUCGCAGGCGCUCGGCGGCCACCAGAACGCGCACAAGGAAGAGCGUGCCGCUAAGCGCCGCCGGGACACUGCAGCCCCCACUGCGCAUGCUUGGAAGCCAGGAAGGUCUGCGGCCGCUGUUUGGGUGUCCGAGGAGCCAGCAGCAGAAGGUGGCAUGGUGCAAAAGCGCAGUAGGAGCUCGUCGGAGCGCGACCACGAGCUCGACUUGUCCCUCCGGCUAUAAUCGGUGCUCCGAUCCAUAGAUCUCUGGAAGUAUCCUUGCUCCACACCUCUCUAUUUCUGGUGCUAGGCAGGUGAGUGUUUAGCUACUACCCCCUCCGAUUUAAAAUAUUUGUCGUAGUUUUGAACUAAGGUUAGUUCAACCUCAAUUCAAAAUUGUGACAAUUAUGGAUCUGAGGGAGUACUUGUCUCAAGCUCCUGUUGUGCAUACAGUGGAUUCA
This is a messenger RNA of Triticum aestivum (bread wheat), 630 nucleotides long. RefSeq names its product zinc finger protein 10-like. The record is from RefSeq and is a predicted model, not a curated record. The transcript has a single exon. Bases 81 to 413 code for a protein of 110 amino acids. NCBI's taxonomy places the organism in Eukaryota, Viridiplantae, Streptophyta, Magnoliopsida, Poales, Poaceae. Gene Ontology annotation, molecular function: DNA-binding transcription factor activity.